Messenger RNA from Suillus subalutaceus, 2017 nucleotides. RefSeq lists its product as uncharacterized. Lineage: Eukaryota; Fungi; Basidiomycota; Agaricomycetes; Boletales; Suillaceae. The record is from RefSeq and is a predicted model, not a curated record. The transcript has 11 exons. Bases 84 to 1808 code for a protein of 574 amino acids.
CAACUAUUAGAAUGAUUUGCCAGCUCGAACACCGCUUGUUCAAGCUUUGAUGACUAUAAGGAGGAAGGAUUUAUUUCAGGAAUAUGAGUAACUUUCUCUUUGUUGCUCCUUCCAUGCCCCCACCACGUCCAAGCACAGCCACAACAAUGGCAUCUGAUUCUACCAGCGGCAGGCGUGUCCAUCGAAACAGGGACUUUCUCGAUAAACAUGGUCACCGCCAUCAUUCUUACGACCCAGAGAAAGCUCCGUAUCCUCUAAGUUAUGAUAGACAAGUCCUAGAGCUGGAAAACCUGGACCACAGCUUCGUUAUGCACGUCAAGAAAUCAGUUUCCGUCGUCCAGUUUCCAGAUCACAUCUUUCCAAAACGCUCUCUUGAUCUUGGUUGUGGGGAAUGGCCAGACUGCGAAUUCGUAAGUACCUCCAUUCUUGAUACCCGAAUGGAGUUUACAAACGCCACAAAGGUCGGGUUUGACCUCGUGGAUGUACAAGUCCCGUUUUCAUUACUGGAGCCAGAUAUUGCGAGUCGCGUCUCUUGGGUCCACGGGAACUUUCUGACGACGAAACUCCCGUUUGACGAUGACGAAUUCGACCAUGUUCACAUGCACGGCUUAGGCCGGGGUAUUCCUGAGAACAAGUGGGGUGUUCUUUUUGAGGAAGUGAACCGCGUCCUACGACCAGGUGGCGUCGUCGAAGUCCUCGAACAUGAUAUCCUAUUCCCUACACUGCCUACCUGGUUCACGGCACCUUUGCGAGCACGCAAUAAGCGUUCAGAUUCUGUCCACUAUCCCAACGGCUCGCAUCACCGCAAUGGCAAGACACCCUCGUCACAACCAGACAUCUCACCCCUACCUCAUGACCAUGUACUACUCGAAAGCUUGUAUUACGCUGUAGCUAUUCUCCCAAUAUAUUUCACCUCGAAUUUUCGUCGAGUAAUAUCUGCACCUAUUGUCCAUUUCCGCAUGCCUGCAUUACCCCCUUUACAACCAUUGCCACAACCAUUGCCACCAAAUGCGCUUCUCAUGGAAGCUUCGUUAUCCUCGGACAGAUCUGAAACCACCUCACAACCUCACGCGUCCACCACGCCUCGUCCCCUUGCCGUUUCAUUCUCGUCUACUCACUCCUCUGCUACGAGUAAAUCAGCGUCAUCAAGGGAAUCAUCGUUAUUCAGUAAUAUGGAGGGUUCUGCGCUCUCAUGCCCAACAACAAAUCCUGCAGAUUGCUCGCCACAUUCACCAGCGCUCUCGUGCGAUACGGCCAACACUUUGAGCUCAGAAACAGAAACAGCUCAUGUCAUAAAAAAACCGCUCUAUAUAGUUGAUAGUUCAGCGGCUGAGAGUACAUCUAUGGGCGUUGCAGCUUCACAGUCCUUGAUUCCUCUCGACGAGAUCGACAAGCUUGACGAACGUUCACUCGCUAUGCAAUUAUACUGGUCGUAUCAGAGUGUACUGGCAUGCCAAGAGGCUAUGUACGAAGAACUCUUGGAUCGCACGAGGAAUCGGACAGGGCAAUUGACAGAAUGGGGGUGGGACACCGAUCAGGAGCUGUCCGAACUGGAGAGUCGGACGAAGUUCGAGAUACUGAUAGACCGCUAUAAGCGUGAUAUGCAGGCGCGAAUAUCCUUGUGGUGCUCACUUGCUGAGCUGGGGUGGUCCGUUCCUCCGCGGGAGGCAAUGUCGAAGGCAGAGCUUGUGGAGGAGGAGAGACUCUAUCGGGCGAUGCUUGAAGCGCGACAAUUUGCCUCUGAGGAGGACCUGUACACACCUUCCCGGUCUGUGCGGAUACUCGUGGGUUAUAAGGAUGUACAGUGAUUUCACUGCUUCCUAGAUUGAUGUUUCUAUUCUCAUUCGUGUUAAUUGCUUUGGUAUUUAUGUAUAUUCCUCUUGGAGCGUUAACUCUUUCGAGGUUUAUCCGCUGCACAUAUGAGCUUAAAAGGUUGUUCUUGUAGCAAUACGUAUACGAGGUUUGUAUAGGGAUACCGUGUUCUGCUAUAAUAAUGAACAUGAUGAUUGAAAGUGAA